AUGAACAUAAUUACAGAUCGUGGCUUGGCCCAGAAUACUCAGAAACUUCAUGGAGUUAAUCCUGUACUACUAAUAGAGAAGAUCCUUCGAGAGCGCAUUCUUGAUUCUCUCUAUUGGCAGAAAGACUGUGUUCCUUUGAAUAUUCUCACUCUUCUAGAUGAGACUGUUUUACACGUCCAUCUUUUAGGCACAUAUUCAAAUACAGGUAGAACAAGACCAACGAGAUUCAUUUGCAUCACAUUAAAACUCCUUCAGUUGCAACCACGUGAUGAUAUCGUUGAUUACCUAACUGUACAAGCAGACUUCAAGUACCUCACUGCAUUGUCUGCCCUAUAUAUAAGACUUACUAGACCAAGUGUACAGAUAUAUGAAAAACUAGAACCUUUAUUAAACGAUCGACGCAAAAUCAACUAUUACUACGAUAACGAAGCCCGCGUGAUGCAUAUGGAUGAAUAUAUAGAUGGACUAUUGACGCAAAAUAAGUUUUGUGACUUGAUACUACCUCGUCUAAUUAGUCGAGAUCAACUAGAGGAUCAGGAAUUAUUAGAGCCCCGACAAAGUCUCAUGCAGAGUGUCUUCGACGAAGAAGUACAACGUGAAGAAGAGAAGACCGUUUAG
Molecule: messenger RNA, 618 nt
Organism: Brettanomyces nanus
Lineage: Eukaryota; Fungi; Ascomycota; Pichiomycetes; Pichiales; Pichiaceae
Exons: 1
Coding region: 1-618 (205 amino acids)
Cellular component (GO): precatalytic spliceosome
Source: RefSeq, a predicted model, not a curated record